CGCACACGGUGUCGUAUCUUCCUUCUUGGGAAACGUUAUCUGCCUGUCGUGUGUGGCCAACCGCAGUUUUUAUCAGCUUGUCGCUAGGCCGGGACGUGUUUUUUUUUCCUUCUCUCUUUCUUUUUGUCUUUUGUCACCGCCAAUUGUAACGACCGUCCUUCGCAGUGGCAAAGUCGAAUCGACAGUCGUCGAGUGCAAGCUUUUUACACGAUUCGCGAAUAUUUAGAAACGUAGAUCGACAUUGACGAUAUAUCCUGGAAGGGAUAUGGAACUUUCGACUUCCUGGGGAUGACUUGGACAACCCCUAUCUGGUUUCGACGACUGUCGAGGUACGGGGGAUUAAGAUAAAGAUAAGUGUUGUAACUGUCGCUCUAAAGUUGCUACGAUUAUCUUACUGUGUGUAUUGCCAGGGGAGAGUGUACAUAUAUUUUAAAUGUUAGUAGUAUUUUGUCAAGAGCAUAUUGCUACCUAUUUACUAGCUGAUAUCGAAAGGUUUACUGUACUACAGAGCGCGAAACAUACUUUUAUGUACACCGGAGGUUCUUUGCGCCACUUUUUCAAAGGGAGGCGCGGCCCCCUGGCGACCUCUACACCCUUUACACCUCUGUAAAAAGUGGAACUACUUUCGAAGGGUCGGUAACUUCGUUUUACCGGUACUCUGCCGUGUUUGAGACCUGCAUACGGGUCUUACUUUACCGACGGAAGACAUUUCGUCCUUUUGAAUGCUGUUCCACGUUUACCUUUCGACAAUGACGUGAAAGAUCACCCUGCUUAUCUAUAGGGGAACGUUUAUGUUCCUAACCCAUGAUUAACUCGGUCGUUUACUUUAACCCGCGGUUGGGUAAUCGGUGAUUUAACCUAGGUUGGUGGGCGGAAUAUAUAGGUUCGGAUUUUUGACGGCUGUCGGUCGAACGAUAUCUCGCAUUUCGAGAUUCGAUAUGUGAUUCGAGUUGAAAGGUAGUCACGUUUACGCGACCGAGGGAGACAUGCUCAGGUUAAUUCUGCCGACUUGACGCACGAUUAUUUACCGAAUUGACAACGAAAGUGCGAAGAACGGGUUCGAAGAAAUUAGGUGUAAUAUUAUAUAACGACAUAACCUCAGACGGGGAUUGGAGAAACAGUUACGAGGUUAUGUUUACGGGGGUUCUCGCUGUCUGAGAAUCCACCUUGCAGGUAAACGACCCCUUUUUUAUCAUUAUUUCCUGCUUAUUCUUUAUAUAUUCCUCGAGACAUUUGUUUUGGGAGAGUGCAAUGGAAUUGCUGGUUUUAUGUUACGCCGUGUAGCUUCGGCGCAGGGAAUUUCCCUGCGAUGGUGCCUUCGUCGGUGGUUGGACCGUGGCGUUAAGUAGUUCCUCAGGUAAAGGAAUUGCGAAUAUUUAUUCGGAUGAUUAACCUGCCAUUUGUCGUCGGCUCGAUCGAGCCCAGACGCUGCGUAAUAUGCUUGGAAUCGGUUCGCUAUCGGCAUUGGCUUCGCAAAGAUGUUUGAGCAAAUCGGUCAAUGAAUCGUGAGCAUAUAUGGGUAAUUAACGCAUCGUUCGCUUCCUAGCCGGAGCUGAAUAGUGGAUUCUAUUUGCAGACGUUUCUUCCAAAAAAAUAUGCCUAGGUCUAACGUGAAGUAUGAAGUCGCUAGUCAAGAUGCUGACUCGCCGGACUACUUUCUACAGCAAGUGCACGAUUUUCAAAGCACGGCGAAAACGCAGACUUCGUUUUGGAGAAAGAUUGGCCUGACGACCUUGUUGAUAGCAUUGUAUUUUGCUCUGUCGGUCGGGCUUACAUUUUAUCAGCAGUGGCUGUACAGUACUCGGGGAAUUCCUUUUCCUCUCAGUGUAGUGGCUUGCCACCUGAUUGUGAAGUUCUUUCUCGCUACGCUAGUCAGAUGUGUAAGAAGGUGUUACAAGGGCCACUCACAAGUCGGAUUGCCAUGGCAGAACGUAGUCUGCUCGUUGGCUCCUCCAGGAAUAGCAAGUGGCUUCGACGUUGGCUUUUCGAACUGGGCCAUAUCUCUGAUCACAAUGUCUCUGUACACCAUGACGAAGUCGACAACCAUCAUCUUCAUUCUGGGAUUUGCUCUCUUAUUUAACUUAGAAAAGAAGUCGUGGUCGUUGGUUGGAAUCGUGGUUAUGAUAUCCGGAGGAUUGAUAAUGUUCACCUACAAGUCGACCCAAUUUGAAGUCCUUGGAUUUGUACUUUGCCUUCUGGCGUCCUUUUCGAGUGGGCUACGGUGGACCAUGGCGCAAAUUAUCAUGCAAAAGUCUAAACUUGGCGUUAGGAACCCGAUCGAUAUGAUGUUCCAUAUGCAGCCGUGGAUGCUUCUCGCAAUCUUACCAGUUACGAUGUGGUUCGAAGGGCAGAAACUUUAUGAUAGCCUGUUGAGGGUGGAUUGGAACGAUACAUCCAGUAUCAUCUCUACGUGCACUGUUGUGUUGGGAGGUGCCAUUUUAGCAUUUCACAUGGAAAUUACGGAGUUCAUGGUCGUUACGUACACUUCUAGUCUGACUUUAUCUAUUUCCGGGAUAUUGAAGGAAAUAUGUAUAUUAAUCUUAGCCUUUGAAUGGCAAGGAGAUCGAAUGAGUGUCCUCAACUUCAUCGGCUUAUUGAUGUGCCUUGGCGGGAUCAUUCUGCACGUUACCCAGAAAUUAUUAAUUAACAAGAGACGCGCCACGGAGAGCCUCGAGCUGCAGUUUAACUCCUCGGUGACGAGCAACGGGACAAAACCUGAAGAAGGGGUCGAGACUAAUCUUCCCCUCCUUACACAGAAAUCCACAUCUUUGACGAAUUUACUUAACGCCAACUUCAGCUCCGACGAGGAAGAGGACGAGGGCAGGGAAGAGAACUCCCAGACGCUUUUUAAUGUCCUCCAGCACAGGGAACAAUGAGGGGAUUAAUUAUUCUCGAAACUCAUUCAGCACCGAAAGGCUCUCUUCGAUGUUAAAUUCCAACUCGUGGGGUGCAUCGAUACAUCAGGUCGCAAAUUCUCUCCGCCUAAUUUCCAGACAGUUUAGAGGCCACUCUAAAGAACCGUCCAUUAAUUGACAGUGGCCAAUUGUUUAAUAAUAAUUGUUGGAUUGGCCGUUCACGAUGCAACGUGAUUGAGUUUCGAGACAAGUUGUCUCCGUCACUCGGAGAGCCAUCUCAGAUGAUGAACCGUUCCUUAUAUAUUUUCAAUAUAGGAGUAUACAAUAUCUUAAGGCGAUGCGAAAGUGGCGAGGAGUUCUCCUUAAUGAAACU
Molecule: messenger RNA, 3228 nt
Organism: Orussus abietinus
Lineage: Eukaryota; Metazoa; Arthropoda; Insecta; Hymenoptera; Orussidae
Product: solute carrier family 35 member C2
Exons: 7
Coding region: 1596-2876 (426 amino acids)
Biological process (GO): UDP-glucose transmembrane transport
Cellular component (GO): Golgi apparatus; cis-Golgi network; endoplasmic reticulum-Golgi intermediate compartment
Molecular function (GO): antiporter activity
Source: RefSeq, a predicted model, not a curated record